AUGGCUGACGAAGAACAAAUCAUUCGCGACAGGCUUACAGUUGACGAACGUAAUCUUCGUCGUGUAACUCGAAAAAUGGGCGUGUUCCUCAAUUCGUUAGAAAUGGGUAAUCUCAAAGAAGCUCGUGUACAAUUUAAUGACUUUAUAGUUGAUUUUUCAUCCUAUGAAAUUGGUCUUAUACGGUUCCAAGUCAUUCAUGAUAUGAAUCUCCGUGAGACACAGCAUUGGGAAGAAGAAGCUUUGAAUAUUGAAAAGCAAAUCGAAGAGACUAAAAUAAUUAUUGAAAAACUGGAGGCAGAGCUUGAAGCGGAAGAAGAAAUACGUAGAAACAAGAUUGAAUAUGAUCAAUUGGCGUCAGAAAUUAACGAACUUCAAUCACGAGAAGAAUCUAUAAAUGAAAUUACAAAGUUGGACGAAGAAACUUCCUUAAUAGAAGAAAAAGAACGGUUAUUCGAUGAAACCUUGAGUCGUCGUAGGGCCCAAUUAGAACGAGUAUUAUCUGUUAUACAAGAUGUACAAUCUCAAAUACAAAUCGAACAAGAACAAAAUCGUCAUAUUCUUGGAGCAGAUGAAGAACCUGAUGCAACACCUGAAUCAAUUAGAAGCGAAUUCGCAUCACCCAUAGGUUCACCAAUUCCUGAUAUACAAAUGAACGGAACUGACGAGACUACACAUGAGAAUGUUGAUGCUGUGAAUAACAUACAGGAUCAACCACAAACUAAUGGUAAUGAUCUGAAUUCACCACGUCCUGUUAACGGAGAUUCCACGUUAGCUAUGAACGAUGAUGAAAUUCCGGUGUUGCGAGAUUAUCAAGAUCAUUCCGAUACACCAUCACGGCAAGAUGGUUCAUCAAAUGGAAGUGAAAAAAUCGCACAAGAAACCAUUCCCGAAGAUGGUGCUGUAGUCGGAGAGGCAGGUGAAGUUGAAGAAGAGGGUAGCGUCGAGGAAAUGGGUGAAGUUGUUGAAGAUGAUGAUAGUGUCGAUGAUAAUAUGGCUGAUAUAGUAGCAAGUGAUGAGGAAGAUUAUCCACAUUCUCAACAGGAACAGGAAGAUGAAUGUGACGAUAUUCCAAUACUAGACGAUGGUGAGAUUGUCGAAGAUGUGGAGGAUGUUUUCAUAGGGAAAAGGAAACGUGGUGAUGACGAAGACGAUGAUGACGACGAGGAAGGAUCAUUGCACGAGAAACACUCUCGCAUAUCACUGGAAGA
Messenger RNA from Dentiscutata erythropus, 1208 nucleotides. The record is from the annotation of a GenBank genome assembly. Lineage: Eukaryota; Fungi; Glomeromycota; Glomeromycetes; Diversisporales; Gigasporaceae.